CAAUCCCCACCGCCCUCCAUAGGGUUUUCAAGCCCUGCCAAAAAUUUGGCCAGCGACUCCUCCGUGCCGUGUUGACCUCGAAAUUGCAUCUGCCUUUACUGACCGGCGGCACCUCUUCGACAAUCAAGAGCGCUUGAUCCACAACCGUCACAAUGGCGAUCAAGCACAACCAGCAGAUUCCCAACAACCACUUCCGCAAGGAUUGGCAGAGGCGCGUCAGGUGCCACUUCGACCAGGCUGGCAAGAAGGCUUCCCGCCGUGUCGCUCGCCAGGCCAAGGCUGCUGCUCUUGCCCCUCGCCCGGUUGACAAGCUCCGCCCCAUUGUCCGGUGCCCCACCAUCAAGUACAACCGCCGCACCCGCCUCGGCCGUGGUUUCUCCCUCGCUGAGCUCAAGGCUGCCGGUAUCCCCAAGCUUGUUGCUCCCACCAUCGGUAUCUCGGUUGACCCCCGCCGCGCCAACCUCUCCGAGGAGUCCCUUGCCGCCAAUGUCGAGCGCCUGAAGGCCUACCAGGCCCGCCUCGUCGUCUUCCCCCGCAAGUCCAACAAGCCCAAGAAGGCCGAUACCCCCAAGGACCAGCAGACCGGCGAGUUCGUCAAGAGCGUCGAGGCCGUUUUCGGCGUCGAGCGCCCCAUCGCCUCUGGCUUCAAGGAGAUCCCCAAGUCCGAGCUCCCCUCCAACAUCGAGGGUGGUGCUUUCCGCGCUCUCCGCAAGGCUCGCUCCGACGCCAAGCUCAUUGGUGUCCGCGAGAAGCGCGCCAAGGACAAGGCUGCUGCCGAGGCCGAGAAGAGCAAGUAAAUUGCUCCUCUUGGACGGGGUGGUUGAAGCGGCAUCUCUGUGGCGGUGUUUGGCUGGUCUGGUCUCGGUUAUGCUUUUCCUUGUCACCUGGGCGAGGACCACCAUGUUGGACAUCCUCGACCAAGGGCCGUGUAGUUCCGGGGGAUUUCACGUCACUUUUUAAAGCGGGACACGGUUCAAUUACUACACGCAUCAUAGGGAUUUGCUAGAGCAGCGCACAAUGAAUGGACAACGGAAAAAGCAUGAUUCUUGACCAACUUCAAUAGGUCCUUGUUUUUGGGUGAUACCAAUCGGGGAGUUCAUACGGAUUGCAACAAAAAUGCCUGAGUUCUUGUUUAGUUUUGGAUCACGCCCUGUCUCACUUGUCUGCUGAAUCGUUGACUUCCCUAGUGUGAAGAUGCAGUCCAUCAUUAUUUGCUAACAUUAGUGUUACUGACGCUCUCUCAAUCUAGUUUCCCUUUCUGUCCUCCUGCAACAACCCAGUUCCUUUCUUCAAGAUUUCCUCAAACACAUCCUUCCUCGGCCCCUUGAGCUCCUUCGAGUGAUUCCUCAGAAUCUCCGCAACCAACACCAAUCCGUUCUCACGGUCUUUAGCCGUAGCAGCAGCCGAUGGCUUGGUCUCAGCCUGUUGAGGGUUGAGGUUCAGCCCUUCCAUGAUGGACGUUACCUCAGCUGGCUUAUCCUCCUUCUUCUCAUCCUUGAUUUCUUCAAUCCUUCCACUAUCACCGCUCUCGCCCUCCAAACCAGCAGCAACCUCCUCACUUCCCGUAACCGCCACGGCCAAUUUUUUGACCGCCUCCGUCCCCUCGUUCAACACCCUCAACACAACACUGGCCCCUCCAUCCGUCGACCGCGCAAGCAACGCCAGCACAAACAACACCUCCGACCUCAAAGCCGGGUACUUCCCCUGCGCAAGCAGAUGCGUCAGGUGCCUCGCAAUCAACGGGCCAUGCACCUCAUAAAACUCUUCGCGAGUUGUGCCCCAGUCUUUCUCAUCCAGAACUUCGACCUUGUCCUCUCCCUCCUGGGCAGUAGUAGUAGCCUGCAAUGCCCUGACCACACUCAUCACCCCCCUCGCCGUCUCGAUCUUGGUCGGCUCCAGAUCCGAUCUCGCGCCAAGCGUCAUCAGUAAGUGGAAGUAACUCUUGACCUCUUCCUUUUCCGUAUGCUUGAAGUCCGCAGCCAAGGGCUUGCACAGCUUGGCGACGUUGGCGGGAGCAUUCACCAACAACAGCCUCGCAAGCGAAACAGCAGCGAAUUGCACCUGUGGCUGCACCGCCGUCUUGAUCCACGCGCCCGCAAGCAAAUCCGGCAGGAAGGCUUCGCCUAUCGGGAUCUUGUUGCCCUGCGGGAUGGCCAGGUUCUUGGCGAAGGAAAGAAUGGCGUGCAACAGCUGCGGGGUGGCGGGGACGGCGGUGUUGGAAGGGUCGAGCGCUUGCGCGAGGAGGGAAGCCAGGUGGGUGUGCACGUGGAAAUCAGGGUCCGCGACGAGGGCGGUGCUGGCUUCGUCGGAGCGAGACAAGUUGCCGAGACAUAGGCAGGCGGCGGUGCGGAGGUGUUGGUUUGCGAAUUCGGCGGAGGAUAGCCAGAGGAGGAACUUGCGGGACACGGGGCUGGAGGAGAUCGGGUAGAGCUCGGCGAAGGAUGGGUGCGCGGACAGGUCAGCUAGCAAAGUGACAAAGGUCGUGCAGACGGUCUUGAGCUGGUCGAGGUCGUCCAGGUCAGGUUCGGGUAAGUUCUCAUACGAGAAGCACGCGUUGUAGAAGGCUUGUUGGAGGUGGAGGAUGUUGGAGGCUGAAGAGAGGAAGGCGGGUUGGAGGGAUUCGUAAGUUAGGUAGGCGAGGGCGACGGUGCAGAAGCCGUUGAAAAGCUCGAGGGAGGGAAGGCCGGAGGGGGAGCCGCCGGCGAGAGCGAGGAAGACGGCGGGGGUGGAGGGGUCGGCAAGUUCGGGUUCGGGUUCUGGCGGAGUUUGUUAGUUACAAAGGGAGAUGUGAAUAUCAAAUGGUUAUGCGUACUCUGAGACACCAGUAACUCGAAGAUGUUGUUGAUGAGAUGGAGAACUUGGUCGUGAUCUCCUC
Messenger RNA from Neurospora crassa OR74A, 2875 nucleotides. It is a transcript of the gene un-25, whose product is annotated as 60S ribosomal protein L13. The transcript has 6 exons. Lineage: Eukaryota; Fungi; Ascomycota; Sordariomycetes; Sordariales; Sordariaceae. The record is from RefSeq and is a predicted model, not a curated record. Gene Ontology annotation, molecular function: RNA binding; structural constituent of ribosome. Bases 153 to 797 code for a protein of 214 amino acids. Gene Ontology annotation, cellular component: ribosome; cytosolic large ribosomal subunit. Gene Ontology annotation, biological process: translation.